AUUGAUAAAUAUCCAUCCCCGCAGAAGAUAAAAACAAAAGUUUUCAAGCACAUGCUUGAAAACUGCCGUCCCUCGCGGUGUGCGACAAACCCAGACUGGAGACUUUCAGGUAAACCUUGUUGUGAAAUGCUCUGACAGAUUCCCUGUCCCUAAACGUUCAGUCUUCUAAAAGUCUAGUUUAAGGAAAGGGAAUCUGUUAGAGCAUUUCACAACAAUGUUUAUCUUGUUUACCUGCUAGGCUGCAGUCUGCGUUUGUCGCACAACGCGUCCGUGAAGGGUUUGCUGGAAAAUUAGGAUCGGGAAUCAAAGAUCGAGGAUUGGGGAUCGGUUAAAAAAGAUUACUCGAAAACAAAAUAUUUUAUAAAUUAAUCGUGGAUAGUAGUGAUGUGGGCCCCACAGACUGAGAAUAAAUUUCACAGAACAUAAUCCCCGUUCGCUGUACUGAGCACUAAAUUUAAGUAAAUUACUCCGCGCCUGACUGAUUCAGUGAUUGUUUUGACGAGAAAAAGAAUUUUUCCUGGAAAAUGAAGCACUAUGUUCCAGUGAUACUGCGAUAAGUUAUGCAAUGUGUCAUGUACACCUAGAGAUGUGGAAAAUCAUUUGAAAAACCUAAACAUCCACAAGUCUCCUGGUCCUGAUUAAUUAUCGCCUCAUAUCUUAGAGGAAUGCGCACUGGAACUAUGUACAUCGCUUUGUAAUCUAUUCAACAAGUCGAUCCACUCCGGUUCGCUACCCAGCGACUGGAAAAUUGCACAUAUUAUUGCAGUACAUAAAAAGGGUCCAAAACAUAAGAAGGAAACCUAUCGUCAAAUCUCGCUGACAUCCAUCAUCAGCAAAACAGCUGACAAAAUUGUAAAAUCAAGAGUCAUCUCAUUUUGGACUGAACAUCAAUUACUAAACCCGAGUCAAUUCGGAUAUUUGAAAGGCAUAUCGACAGUGUCGCAACUUUUAAGCUGUUAUAACGACUGGUGCUUAUCAAGAAAUUCGUCAAAAGUGUCUGAUGUAAUAUUUCUGGACCUUUCAAAAGCGUUUGACAGUGUCCCCUUUGAGCGCCUGCUUUUAAAGUUCAAUAGGUACGGCAUAGACGGGCAACGGCACCUGUAGUUUAGGAACUUUUUAACCAAGCGAAAACAAAGAAUACAGAUACGUGGAUCGUAUUUCAAAUGGUCGCCUGAUAUAUUUGGCGUCCCUCAAGGUUCAAUACUUGGGCUGAUUAUGUUCCUUAUUUACGUGAACGACAUACCUAACAUCAUCACAUCUACCGCCAAGUAAUUCGCUCACGAUACCAAAAUCUAUCGACAGAUGAAUAAAGUGGAAGAUUCUAUCGCUUAACAAUCAGAUCUAACCACUCUCGAUCUAUGGGCGGAUCGCUGGCAGGUAAAAUUUAAUCCUAGCAAAUGUGAGGUCAUGAGAAUCACUCAUAAUAAGAACAAAAGUACCACAAGGUACCAAGUCUCGGGUACUGAGUUAAGAAAUGUAUCCAGUUCUAAAGAUCUUGGAGUUAUCAUGGCGAGUGACCUGACCUGGACAAAACAAGUUGAAGAAUUAGUUCACAGGCAAACAAGGUACUUGGCUUACUUAAACGCACAGUGCGUAAUAAAAAUAUGAAAAAUUUUACAAUUUUGUGCAAGACCCUCGUUCGCCGAUCUUGGAAUACGCUAGCCCGGUGUGGUCACCAAAUCUAGCCAAAGACAUCCAUGAAAUUGAGAAGCUACAAAGGAAAGCUUCGCGAAUCGCCCUAGAGCAAAGACGAGAGGAAAUGGCGUAUGAGGAACUCUUUAGAACGAAGGAGGGAAUUUCUAUCCCUGGUAGAGUGCUGUAA
Porites evermanni is the source of this 1822-nucleotide messenger RNA. Lineage: Eukaryota; Metazoa; Cnidaria; Anthozoa; Scleractinia; Poritidae. The record is from the annotation of a GenBank genome assembly.